Fusarium poae is the source of this 759-nucleotide messenger RNA. RefSeq lists its product as uncharacterized. The transcript has 3 exons. Lineage: Eukaryota; Fungi; Ascomycota; Sordariomycetes; Hypocreales; Nectriaceae. The record is from RefSeq and is a predicted model, not a curated record. The coding region runs from base 1 to 759 and encodes 252 amino acids.
AUGGAGUCUCAGUCUCAACCCCAAACUGGAACUCCUCUUCCGCCUCAGAAUGGCCCUGCUAUGCCUACCAAAGCUACAAAGCAUGACAUUGACGCUAUUUUGAACGGGUCAGCGUUGAACCAUCUGGCUCCUAUUUCUGGAGGCCGCUGGAAGCUGGUAUCUCAACACUACAACACGAUAGUGGUCGCCUACCACGUAAACCGCCGUGCAGUCUUUACUACCACUGUCCAAAUUGGCACCAACCCUGAUACGGUCAAUAACCAAUGUUGGCAAUAUGUGUAUGGCUACCCAACAGCUGUGGCUUCGCUCACUGAUGGUGGUCUCCAAGAAUGGACUCCUCCUGUCUCGAAUAUUGGCAACCGGGCUGAGGAGGUGGCGUCCCUUACCCAGACGUACAACCAGAUAUUGGACGCCAACCACAUCAUGGCAACAGGUGCCCCUCUCCGUCAGUCUGGCGUAUUCCCAGGUCCCAUCGAUGCUCAGCUUCCCGAAGCUGGCGAUUUCUCCAUCUCAAUGCUCGACCAAGCACAGCCUCAGAGCCAGGCGCAAGAGCACAAUGAGACGAUUGUGUCGGAUGUAGGAUCGUUUCACAACAUGCAGUCGCUGAACAUGGCUGGAGUUGAACCGGGUGAUUUUACUGCUUUCCAGAAUGUGGAUGACUCGGCCCAUGGUGGCAUCAACCCGAUCAUGCUUCAUGAUGGAAAUGACGAUGAGGCUGAUAUCAGCCCUCACUGGAACUCUUUCUCUGAGAGCAUUUGA